This is a messenger RNA of Linnemannia hyalina, 3972 nucleotides long. The record is from the annotation of a GenBank genome assembly. NCBI's taxonomy places the organism in Eukaryota, Fungi, Mortierellomycota, Mortierellomycetes, Mortierellales, Mortierellaceae.
AUGGGCAAGAAGGCAGCUGCCCCCGCUAGCAACCGGGACGACCGCCAGUCUUCAGAGUCAGGCGCCGACAACGACGACCACGACCACGACCACGAGAAUGACCACGACCACGACCACGACCAGGACCACGAACAGGAUCACAAUGGCAGCGACGAGGCAACACCUGUCAAACGGAAGCGCCUCACACAGGCAUGUGAUCCCUGUCGCAAGAAAAAGAUCAAGUGCGAUGGCAUCAAACCGAGUUGCGCCAAUUGCCUCAAACUGAACGGCAACUGCACCUAUCUCCCCAGCAUGAAGAAGCGUGGCCCCCGCCAAGGAUAUAUCGAGCUCUUGGAGAAGCGACUGGACAAGAUGGAGCAAUUGCUUCAACAUGGGCCUUCUGCGGUUGAUCCGGAGCUCCUCGACUCAAAGUCGCUUCUCAACUCGCACCUCCGUCCUGGCGCAAGACGAUCGUCGUCGCCUCCUGUUGAUGAGGCUGAAAGAGAACCGAGGAAACGACCCGAUCCGGAAGAACGCUACUUUGGAACAACCUCUGGAUACACCAAACAGCACACAGAGUACGACAAGCAGAACGAUCCGGGCAAUGACGUUAUUGGGCCCAAGUACAGUUCAGAGUCAACAUUUCCUCACAAGGAACGACCCAAGAAAUCGCUCUACGGCAUUAAGGACGAGGUCCCCCGGAAGGAGAUUCUCGAUCACCUUAUCGAGCUGUUCUUUGACUCGAUCUAUUUUCAGCUGCCCAUCAUCCACCCCGGAACGUUCAUGAAACAGUACAGGGAGGGUAAGGUCUCUCCCAACCUGCUGAACGCAAUGUGCGCUGCAGUGGCUCGGUUCUCGAAUCAUCCAGACGUUGUCACAACUCCCGCCUUCCUUGCAGGAGAGCCCUUUGCGACCAACAUUCGCGCUGUUCUGGUGGAUUCGAUCGACGUUCCGACUGUCUCAAACGUCCAGGCGCUACUUUUACUGUCGAUGUACGAGUACGGAGCAGCGAGAGGUCCUCGAGCAUGGAUGUUUGGUGGAAUGGCCGUUCGCCAGGCACAGGAGCUGGGGUUGAACCGGGAGGACAGCAGCCCGGUGUUUUAUCUGAAGGGAGACUGGGUAAUGCGAGAGACGAGGCGGAGGACGUUUUGGGCCUGCUUUAUACUGGACAUCAUGGCUUCUUCAUCUUCAGGACGGCCCAAGAUGAUGGACGAACGAGACUGUGAGGUAUUGCUGCCGAGUGAGGACCACGACUGGUAUGAGGAGCGCCCUGUUGUUACGGAGAUGCUGCAGGAAGAUCACGAUUCGUCGUCUGGGACUGAGCACGAUCCAUCUUCAAAGCCUGUUGAAGAGGAUUGGGAGAGCAAGGCAGCUGCUCGACAUCCUCAAUCAGCCAUGAACCCCUCUGACGAUACCAGCGCGGAGACGAAAUAUCAUGAGAACCCCGAUUCUGAGGCCAAGACAGACGAAUCCAACCCUCCCAAAGCCAAGAAGCAGGGGGACAGCCACGUCCUCAGCUCCUUCGCCUAUUUGGUCCGAAUCGUUGCAGUCCUUGCCAAGGUCUCUCAAUACGUCAACCGACCUCGAUCCAAAAAGUCGAUCCCUCCAAAUGAGCAAGGUUCCGAGUUCUCGCUGAUCGACAACGCCUUGACCGCCUGGCACAAGUCCAUUCCACCGCAUCUGGCCUACUCGCUAGAGAACGCAAAGAUGGUUAUGGACAAGGGGGAGGGCUGCAUUAUUGUCUUUAUGCAUGUCAUCUAUCACACGUCUGUGGUUCUUCUCCACCGACCUAUCCUUGCUUCAGACAAGUCGUCCCUGCCGCUUGAGACCACGUUUGUCGACAACUCUGUCGCUCGAUGCUCAGAUGCUGCUAGCAAGGUGUCGGAUGUGCUGGAGUUUGUUCAGUACUAUAAAUGCCCUCCUCGGAUCUUCAUCUCCGCCUUCUUUGCAUACCCGGUUUUCACCACCGCGACCAUUCAUAUCACAAACGCGUUCGCGUCAGAUGCUACAGUGGCAUCUAGGGCCCGCAGGAGUCUGAGCAUACAUGUCAAGAUCUUGCAGACAAUGAAGUCGUACUGGUCGAUGGCAGACAAGUUCUUCUAUAUCAUCCGCGAUUUGUACUCGAUUCAGUCCAAGAUCAGCUCUUCUGCGGCCGGCCUCGUCGUCCCCCAAGUGCCGAGCAGCAAAACCCAGGCUGCACCAUCGACAUCCACUACUAACAAUGCUAAUGGAUCGAAUGACGCUGCAGGAGCAAGUUCAGAGGCAGGAGUUGUGUCGAAGGAUGUGGGACCGGACGGAACCAUCAAGCUGGCGUCUAUCAGCUCGUUCUUGAAGAGCGACUCUGGGCUGAUUGCGUUGUGGAGACGAGCAACGGAGAUGCAAGUCCUGGAUGAGGCCAAUCAGGAACAGCGCCGACUGUCUGCGUCCGAGGAGACUGUUAAACGCCCUGUCACUCUGGAGAGGAAGAAGGAGAUUGACCCUCAGGACAAGGCCCUUCGGGAGCACCGCGAGAAGAUGAAUGCACUGGAGAUCCAGGAAAUCAACCAGGAGUUUGACCGACGCUGGAGAUCCAAGUUGGAGCCGCGAACCACACGAUGCCCUACAGCAAGUAUUAGGAGAUCCGGAGAGGGUGAAGCAGCCAAGCACGAGGCGGCGACAUUGGCCGAGAAACGCCACCAGGACGAAGACUCUGUCAACCCCAAGGCUACAAAGCAGACCAAGGUCUCCAAGUCGACCAAGACGAGUCGUUCAGCACCCGUGCAAAGGCCAACAGAGGACGACACUACGGCCGCAGCAAUUCAGAGCCCAAAGGAGUCCAUCUCAUCCCCGUCGACUUCGAGUACCGGAGGCAGUGAUCAGCUAGUCCAAAGCCCGACCACCUAUCGUCACUCUGUUCUUCAGCAGCCCCAAGCACUCCAGCAACAUGACUCAUAUAUCCUGCAACCGAUGCGGAUCCAGCGCACAUCUGGCCCAGCGUCCGGGGCUACUGUUUCUGUGCCUGAAGUCGACGUGAACCGGCAUCUAUUGGGCUUGUUUGCGCAGCAACAUCAGCAGCAGGAGGCACUAUCCAAAUCACUCGACAUGCUCCAGAACGCCAACAUUCAGCGACAACAACAACUUCAGAUGCAACAACAACAGGCUGCUCAGAUGUCGUCUCUUGCAUUUGGAUCUCCAGGAGGAUAUCCCGGCUCGUUCUUGUCAGCACCGUUGAUGAACAACCAACAAAGCUUUUCUCAGCAAGCAGCUCCUUCGGCGCCCAUGUUUGGACUGCCGCUGGUGUAUGGAAGCAAUUUUGAGGAGAGCCAGGCUCAGAGGAUUCAAACCGAAUCGCUGGGAUCGCUUUUCGACUUUCCGUUUCCUCAGGAGGAUAUCUCGUUCUUGUCGAACUCGUUCCAAGUGCCGCCGAUGAUGAUGCAGGAGACGAUGGGAUUCACAAACACUAUCAAUGCCGGUGGGGUUGGAGGGUCGACAGGAGGUGGGGUGUCGGGUCCAGGACCUCACGGUAGAAGGAUGGCGCCCGAGACAGGAUCGGUAGCGGCAGCAGCAACGGCAGCAACGGCAGCGGCGGUGAGUAAUUUGAGUCCGGCCAUGUCGACAACAUCUUCAACCACGCCGCUGGGCCGGACAUUGGAUGCACAGAGCCCCCCAACAGAUUCAGGCAGUCUGUUUAACAUCUCUCCUGGUUUGCACUCGUUCCUGAUGGCGGAUGAAGCGUUCACAAGUGUGGACUCAACUCCCAACAACUUGAUUCGAUACCUGCAGCUGCAUCACCAACAGGAGUUACAACAGCAGGAAUUGCAGCAGCAGCAGGACAUGCAGCCGUUGCUGAACCAACAGAAUUCUUUGAUCUUUGACGACUACUAUCCCUGGAGUCAGUUAUCAACAUUACAGCAACAGCAGCAGCCACAGCCACAGCAACAACAGCCACAGCCACAACAGCAGCAGCAGUCUCCACUUGAUCGUCUUGGUCACAGUCGAAAUCAUAGCAACUAG